AAACCCGGCCCGGGCAGCCCUCCCGGGCUCUCCCUCGCUGCCCCCGGCUGCGGGGCCGGGGGGGCGGGCGGUGCCCCCCGCCCAUGCCCGUCGCCCGCCCCUAGGCAGCCCCGCGGCGGGGGCUGGCGGCGGCUGGGCACGGCGGAUGGAGCGGCGGCGGGGAUUUUUAUAUGUGCCCUGAUGCCGCAGGGUCUCUUUGCUCCUGGAAAUGCAGCUCUCUUCCAGUGUGGCUGAGCUCAGCUGCGACGAGACGAUGGACCCACCCGCCGAGGACUUCCAGCAGGUCCUGUCCAUUGACCAAAUCCGCUCCAUCCGUGCCAGCAACAACUACGUGGAGAGGCCGGCUGCCUGCUUCCAGCAAGCCCGCUCCAACCCGUCCCUGUCGCAGCCACCGCACAAGCAGGAGUGGCCUCAGGACCGCCUGGUGUCUUCCACCUUCCCGGACCUGCACCGCAGCCACAGCCAGCAGCACCAGAUGCCACCCCUGCAGCAACCCAUGAGCCAUUCCAGCACGGCCAGCUCCGUGUCCCAAAGCACCACCGCCUCCGACCAGCGCCUCCUGAGCAGCCUGACACCGUCCCACUCGGGCCACUCGCUCAUCCGGACGCAGCCCCGGGCCGGCGAGCUGAAGCCGGAGGAGUCUCCGCUGAAGGGGGCGGUGGAGAAGCCCAGCCUGCACGCCGGGCACCUCUUCAUCUGCGAGGAGUGCGGGCGGUGCAAGUGCGCCCGCUGCACGGCCGCGCGCAGCCUGCCCUCCUGCUGGCUCUGCAACCAGCGCUGCCUCUGCUCCCCCGAGAGCCUCCUCGACUAUGGGACUUGCCUCUGCUGCGUCAAGGGUCUCUUCUACCACUGCUCCACCGACGACGAGGACACCUGCGCCGAUGACCCCUGCUCCUGUGGGCCGGGGUCCUGCUGCGCCCGCUGGGCUGCCAUGAGCUUCCUCUCCCUCCUCAUGCCCUGCCUCUGCUGCUACUUUCCCACCUUGGGGUGCCUCAAACUUUGCCAGCGGGGUUACGACGGCCUGAAACGCCCCGGCUGCCGCUGCCAGACCCACACCAACACGGUGUGCAGAAAGAUCUCCUCCUCCAGCGGCACGCCUUUCCCCAAGACGCUGGAUAAGCCGGUAUGACCCUCCCGGGGAGGAGAAGCAGGCUUGAUUCCUCUUCCUCCUCCUCUCCCCUUCAUCCCUGUCCUCCUUUGGCUCCCUCCGCUCUGCUGUGCUCCCCCUGCCCACCGCCUCCUCUUGGGAACGAGACUCAGGGUCCCCCGGCCACCAGGAGCACGCAGGCUGUGGCUCUUCCCACGGGAGGAAGAGGUGGUUCCACGCAUCCCAAGCCGGAGUCCUCCAGGAGCCUGGACUCGUUCUCUCCUCCUCUCCUUCCAGCACUUUUCAUGGGUGGUCUCCACUUUCUGCCACUGCCCACAGCCCACUUCCCCAGGUGCUGCAGGGCUCCCCCAGGCAGCAGCGGCUUCCCCGCCUGCUUGGAAGCCACUGGGAGAUGCCAGCUAGCUCUGAAAUGAGAUGGCAUCUCAUUUUGUGCUGCCUCCAAGAGGAAGGGAAGGUGUGGGAAGCUUUCGAAACCUUUUGGCUCCCGCCCAGCUGCAGCGAGGGGAAGGUCCCCCUGGGAUUUGAUGGAGAGCGAGAUGCUGGUUUGAAAUAGCCAUUCAUUCCUCCACGCCUGGAGGUGCAGUGCUGGAGGGGCUGCCUCCAAAGUGCAAACCUGGUGGGAUGGGAGGGGGUUGGUGCUCCCCCCAAGCUCUGUCCCAUCACUGAGCAGAUGCUGCACCUCCCCUUCUACCCUCACAGGCUUGUCCUUGGGGGUAGGGUGAAGUAGCCAUGGGGAUAGGAGCUUUGUCCCACCAUCCUGUUCCCUAGAUCUGCCUUCUGCCUGUCUGGUACCUUCCACCAGCACUGAAUUCACUUUAAAAGAGUCCCUAAACCCAACUAUCAACAGCCAGCGCUGCUCUCCCUGCCACUUAGCACUGAUGUGGGGGGACUCCCCAGUGGGGGGGCCCUGCUUUGGGUUGGGGAAAAUGGAGAGCAGAAAGGGAUGUCCAAAGACGGGAACCUGACCUUCCCUCCCUGCGGAGGUUGCCUUUGAGUCCUCGCCUUGCUUUCCUUUGCCAUCAGCGUGCCACACCACCACCAGUGUCACUGCUGAGGGCAUUCUGUGACAGCGUUGGCAAACUGGAAAUGGGGCUGAACCGAGCCCUUGGGCUGGGCCAUCUGCAGACCAGAAGGAAACCUGAGACAGGGUCAGUGCUCCAUGAUUUAUGUGCUAUGAUAAAAAGUCAAUCCCAUUGCUGCAGCUGGGGGGCGAUCCUCCCGGACCUGGACCCCCAUCUCCGCUUGCAUCGGCCAUGGGUCGGGGGAGUUUGGAGCUGGGAUGCUGUCCCAGCGCUCGGCUCUGCCCACCCGUCCCUCCCUCAAGACGUGUGUGUGCGGAGGGAAGUGAAUGGUUCCCCUGGAGAAAUAUAUGCAACGUCUCCCUUGGCUUCCUCCAAGACCCUGCCGUCCAGGGCUUGCCCAUUGCAUUCACUCAGCCACCUCUUUCCGUAGAGUUCUGUGGAUCUAUUUUUGUAUAUAUAAAUAUAACGUUAGGAUGGCUAGGACUAUUACUAAUAAUAUCCAUGAUACUGCUGUGAAUGGUGCCAGAUGCAAGGUUUGGCUUCCUGGUACACUUGCACAUGCUGGAAGAUGAUUUCCAAGUCUGUUUAUUGCUAAUCCUAGACCUUUAGUUCCUGGGUAGUCGGGAGAGGGGGACAGGGAGGUUUGCAGGCUGCAGAGAGGGGGUAGGAUUUAGUGCUGGCUUGCAGUGAGCCAGGAGGUAGGCUUUCAUGAUGGGAUUCAUCUUCCCAUACAUUUGCUAUCUAAAAUCCGCGUCUGAUCCAAGCUCCCUCUGCUGCAGAAAAAAGCAGCUCCAGGGAGUGAUUCAUCCCCCUUGAAAACAUUAAUUAAAUCGUGCUCUGGCGGUGCCCGACUCCCUUGACUCUAAGGGACCCAGAUGUUGAACUUGUGGCAGGGGAGGUGGAUCCCAUCCGUGGUGUGAAGUUUGUGCCUGGGGCGUGUUACGGGCACGACUGAGAUCCUGACCCUGGUCUCACCUGGAGCCUGAGGGGUGCUGAUGGAAGAUGUUUCCUCUGGCCAGACAGAGAGCCCACCUCCGUGAGUGGUAGGGAAUUCAGGGUGGUGCUGGGGCUUGCAGCAAGGAUCUCCUGGUGUUCAGAAGGGAGAAGAUGAUGCCCGAGCAGUUUGCAGGUCCUCCAUGGCCAGCCAUUUGGGUUUUAAGGCAAUAACCUUCUCAGAAAAUAGCCUGUAGGUGUCUGUACCACCACAAGACAAGUCCAUCUCUGUGGCAUUGGUUGUAAAAUAUUUUGCAAAUGUAUUUUUCCAUAUGCCAACAGUUGCUUGGCUCCCUAUUUCCAAGCAGUGUUUCGGGGAGAGACUUCCACCAAGAGGCACCCUUCCUUUUCAACACUCUGUUCACUUCUCUAUUGGCGCUGAUUAAACUUAUUCCUCCUAGAAAGUGUAAAUCUUUUUAGGGUAAAAAUCCAACCCCCCCCCCCCUUUUUUUUUUCCAUUGAGGAUUUGAACUGUCUCACUUCAAUGAGAAUGUGAAAUAGUUCAUUGAAACUUUUAGAAGAAAACUAAUGAACAGAAUUUUCCAACUUGCUCUACUUUGAUUUUUUUUCCUCCUCCUUUUUAAAUGGAGCUGUCUUGUAAAUUUAGUUACCACCUCUGUAUCUUUGCAAUUCAUUGCUUCCUCUCCUGAUGGUGGAAUGACUCAACAUGUGAAGCUUCAUCAUUUUCACGGCCUCCCAAGUCAUGCAAGCAUGGGGUGACCUCCCCCAGGUGCUGGAGCUGCCGGAUGAGGAGAUGGCUGUCCAGAUACCAGCUCCUCAGCGCCAGUUUGGCUUGGCACCAGCAUGGCGAGGUGGAGCCCUGCACUACAACUGCAGCAAAUUUGCCUUCUGUGAUUGAUAAGAGGCCAGGAUGUCUUCUGCUUAAUGGGCUUUUUCUGGGUCAGUGCGGAAGUCCCAUUUCCCAUAGGGAACCAUGCCACAGCCUGGGCGCAGGGCUGCGGAGUCCGGCCAGGUCUCUUGGAUGUCUGAUCUGCAAGAAAUGCCAAGUCUGUGAGAUAUAUCGUAUGGAAUAUGGGGCACGCAGACGGGCAUUGACAGGAAGGGAGCCCCGGGUGGGCACGGAGGGCUGUCAGGCCAUGCAGGGCUCGGUUUGGCUGUGUUGAGGGUAAAAUGCAGAGCCACGUCCAGGUCUUAUAGUUGCAUGGGCUGGAGAUGUUCAGGACUGUCUGGCCCUACCCUGUUCAUGGAGGCUUCAUGCGGGGUUACUGCUUCCUGCUCAUCUGGAGGGGCCUCGAAGAGCUCCCAUUACUUGCUCUCGGCAGAAAAGACAGGUUGGGAUUUGCCAAAAGCUCUCAGAGGAGGCCAGCUCUGGUUCUUUGAGCUCUUCUGCUGUCAGGAAGACUGUGGGCAGUCUCUGAUCAUUUUUUUUUUUUUUUUUCUCCCAAGCUUUUCCUAAUGUCUUCAGACCAGAUCCAUCCUGCUCCUUCCCCAUCUCUGCCUGCCAGAUAGUUUGGUUUCCCUUUCGAGAGGACUCCAAUUUUGGUUGGAAUUGUGAGCCCCUUUCCUGCCCCACCCUGUAAUGAGUCAGAUAACAUCUGCUCCAGAUGUUUGUUUGCAGCUGCUUGUCCUGACAGUUUGGGUUUCUCUCUGUCCCGACGUGUCUUUUCUGGUUUUCUUUUUGGAGAGUCACAUGUCAAGUCCUCUGUUUUCCCUGCACCCCUGUGACCCGACAAGGAUGGAUCUGCUUCACAAGAGAGCAUUUCUCCACGUUGUGUGUCUGUGCUGGUCGUGGGCUCCUUUUCCAAGAAACAUGUUAGGGCAAAUUUAAGGAAAGAGAGACUCAGGUGCCAAAGGAGCAGGAGGCAGGGCAGGAGCUGCUGAGCAGGACCUGAGCUCCCCCUGCUCUGCUCUUCCCAUCCGGAUCUCCAAAGACUCCUGAUGGUGCUUGCUCUGUGCCAUUCCCCCAGCCCCGCUCCCCUCCUUCAAUACUGGUAAAUGUAUGGACACUGUUGAGGAGAGGUUACUGGGGACCGGGGUGAAGACUCCAUCCCAUACCAGCUCCUCCAGCCCUCCUGGUGGAAGGGCAGAGGUGCUCCUUGGGCUGCUGCUCGGGUUGCCACCUACCCCUGAGAAACCUUGGUGCCUCGCAUCAAAGCAGAAGCUGGCAGCUAAGGAUCACCCAAAAAAAAUAAUAAAAUUGAUUUGUAGCGUUGGGUUUGGGGGGGAGAAGCUCUUUGGGAUUGUAUUCUCCUAUCCCCAUAAAAUCCUGUUGAGUUGGCUCUUCCCCAUCCUCAAGUAUGAUCCCAAAGACCGGUGGGGAAGUGUCAUCGACCAAAAGAUGCCAAAGCACAAAAUUACAGUUUGCAGACAGCUGCUUUAGUGCAAUAAAGAGGGAUGAGUGGCGGGGCGAGAGAAGCUGCUGUAGGGUUUGUGCGAGUGGGCUGGCCCGGGGGGGGAUGCGCCAUGCCCCAGCCUUGUUUCCAGCAUCUGCUCUGUUAGGUUGCUCGCUCUCUCUGGUCCGUGGGUGUUUUGAGGCUGCAUUGGAUAUUGGAAGGUCUUUUUGUGAUCAGCGUGUGGGGAAAGUAGAGAAGGAUGUACCCCCUACUCCCCACCCCAAAGCCCAUUGGUGCUUUUUAGUAGGCUCCAGGUGAGGCUCGCCUCCUUCUGGGAGCCCACGGAGCCCACUCCUGCAGGAUGCUCGCAGCAGCUGCACGUUGCUGGUUGGGAUCUGAACCAGAGCUGUGCUCUCCUUUGGGCUUGGCAUGGUUUGGGGUACUUUUCAGUGAGCAUUGGGAUCUCUUGCAAGCUCCGUCUCCUUCUAGUAACCGCUCUGUGCCCCCAGAGCAGGAACCUGCCCAGGCGAGGCUUGGUCUGCCUGGGGUGCUUGUCACAGAAGAAUCCCCUGAGGGCAUAAUCCAGGGGGCUGAAAGGUGCCCCGCAAGGGCCCGCAGGCAGGAGGGGUGUUGGAUGGAUGGGGAGAGAAUAAAUGCCCCUUAGGGGCAUGGUGAAUGUCCCAGUGCUGAGCCAGGGGAAGCACUGGGCUGCAGGGGCAGAGGGCUCACACUGGGUCUCCGUCCUGCUGCGCCUUCCUGCAGCACCCAAAGGGCCUCAGCAGGACCAAACCCUCCCUGGUGUUGUGGCCCCCCUGGAGCUGGCAGGGCUGGUCCCCUCCUUCCCUGCCUGGAGCCCCUUUCCCCCUUCUCCUCCCCUUCUCCUCUGCCCAUCUUCUCCCAAGGGCUCCCCCAGGCCUUCAUGAUGCUCGGCAGACAGGCAGCCCCCUGCCUCCCCAGGGGUCCUCAGCACAAAGUUCUGCUGAGAAGACGGGUCCCCUUGGCUUCAAAGGAGGGUCUCGUAGCAAGAACCGAAGCCUCUCCUUCUCCGUUUAAUUGGUACAAAGGCAUUCUGUACAGUGUAUAAAGAGGUCCCUCCCCGGCUGCCUUUAUUUGGGUUCCUUUCUAUAAGGUAUAAUACAUGUUUAUAACCUGAUGGCUGUUUUUUGACAAUACUCUUGUACCUUUUAAGGGGAAAAAAUAAAAUUAAAAAAAAAAAAAACACAAAGUAUUUAUUUCAAAAGUUUAUUUUAAAGAUAAGAAAAAAUAACCUAUUUAUUUUAAUGCACCCCCUUCUGUUUGGUUUUCUUCUCUUGCAAAGCUAAUAACUGUUACUGAACCACUGCUGAGAUGAAAGAAGUAAUUCUAUGGGUGGCUUCACAAGCCCACUUAGAGCAAAUAUUCAAUAAAAAUAUAUAUUAAUUUUGAA
Cygnus atratus (black swan) is the source of this 6843-nucleotide messenger RNA. It is a transcript of the gene SPRY3, whose product is annotated as sprouty RTK signaling antagonist 3. The record is from RefSeq and is a predicted model, not a curated record. Gene Ontology annotation, biological process: multicellular organism development; animal organ development; negative regulation of MAP kinase activity. The coding region runs from base 209 to 1129 and encodes 306 amino acids. Gene Ontology annotation, cellular component: cytosol; membrane. NCBI's taxonomy places the organism in Eukaryota, Metazoa, Chordata, Aves, Anseriformes, Anatidae. The transcript has 2 exons.